This is a messenger RNA of Chrysochloris asiatica (Cape golden mole), 963 nucleotides long. RefSeq names its product G protein-coupled receptor 171 (gene GPR171). Gene Ontology annotation, cellular component: membrane. Gene Ontology annotation, molecular function: G protein-coupled purinergic nucleotide receptor activity. The record is from RefSeq and is a predicted model, not a curated record. The transcript has a single exon. The coding region runs from base 1 to 963 and encodes 320 amino acids. NCBI's taxonomy places the organism in Eukaryota, Metazoa, Chordata, Mammalia, Afrosoricida, Chrysochloridae. Gene Ontology annotation, biological process: G protein-coupled receptor signaling pathway.
AUGACAAACAGCUCCUUCUCCUGCACAGUUUAUAGAAAUCUGGAACCAUUUACAUAUUUUUAUUAUUUGGUUUUCCUUGUUGGAAUUAUUGGAAGUUGUUUUGCAGCCUGGGCAUUCAAACAGAGAAACACGGAUCACAGGUGCAUAAGCAUAUACUUACUUAAUUUGCUUACAGUUGAUUUCCUGCUCACUCUGGCACUGCCAGUGAAAAUUUUUGUUGACUUAGGAGUGGCACCCUGGAAGAUGAAGAUAUUUCACUGCCAAGUAACAGCCUGCCUCAUCUACAUUAAUAUGUACUUAUCAAUUAUAUUCUUAGCAUUUGUCAGCAUUGAUCGCUAUCUGCAAUUAAUCCGCAGCUGCAAGAUUUAUCGAAUACAAGAACCUGGAUUUGCCAAAAUGAUAUCAACAGUCGUGUGGCUAAUGGUUCUGCUUAUAAUGGCGCCAAACAUUUUUAUUCCUAUAAAAAACAUCCCAGAAAAGCCAACUGUGGCCUGUAUGGAUUUCAAAACAAAGUUUGGGGAAAACUGGCAUUUGCUGACAAAUUUCUUAUGUGUAGCAAUAUUUUUUAAUUUCUCAGCCAUUAUUUUAAUAUCUAACUGCCUAGUAAUUCGACAACUCUACAGAAACAAAGAUAAUGAAAGCUGCUAUGCAAAUGUGAAAAGGGCUCUCAUCAACAUACUUUUAGUGACUGCUGGCUACAUUGUGUGUUUUGUUCCUUACCACACUGUCCGAAUCCCAUACACCCUCAGUCAGACGCAAGUCAUAUCCAACUGCUCAGCCAGAAAUUCACUCUUCAAAGCCAAGGAAGCCACACUGCUCCUGGCAGUGUCACACCUGUGUUUUGAUCCCAUCGUGUACUACCACCUCUCAAAAGCAUUCCGCUUAAAGGUCACUGAGACAUUUACCUCACAGAAGAAGAGCAGUACUCAAAAAGAAAAGUCAAAAUGUGAAAAUGAUGCUUAA